Messenger RNA from Sordaria macrospora k-hell, 2139 nucleotides. RefSeq lists its product as uncharacterized. Gene Ontology annotation, molecular function: ATP binding; ATP hydrolysis activity. Lineage: Eukaryota; Fungi; Ascomycota; Sordariomycetes; Sordariales; Sordariaceae. The record is from RefSeq and is a predicted model, not a curated record. Gene Ontology annotation, cellular component: cytoplasm. Gene Ontology annotation, biological process: cellular response to heat.
AUGUCACAGCAAGUAUCGGCUGGGAAUCGUCAAAACCCAUCAUGGCGUAAACCUGCAGAACGUCUGGGGGCGACAGGGGCAUUUAACUCCACGAUGUCACAGCAAAAACGGGUUCGAGGCCCAUCGUGGCGUGAACGCGAAAAUGCGAAGAUGGCGGAAUUCAACAAUUCGGCCAUUGAUGGUAUAACCGAUGCGCCGGUAGUCAACUCAUCGACUGGAAAGCCUGGCCCGGGCAUCUUCGCUGUUCGUCGGGUUAUGAAUGAAGCUAACUGCAGACAAAACGCUGCUAAGAAGCUUCUGUGGAGAGCUGGUGGUGAUGUCGAAAGAGCCAUCGACCUUGGUUGUGGCUUUGGUACAUCAUACUUGCUUCGAGGCAACAACAACGGCGAUGACGACGAGUGGGACCUCACCCUGCCCAGAGUCCACGGUGAAACCACUUCAAAAUUGGACGGUGGCGGCGGUUCUGAUAACGGGAGCGAUGCGGGACUAAACACUCCCAAUAGCUCGUCCAGCAAUCUUGGUUCAGGAGGCGAAGAUGAAUUUGACCUCGAAAAGCUCGUGGGCGAUAUCCAGGCAGGACAGGGCUGUGAAGAGAUUCGCAGCCGGCUCACUCGCUACCGGGAGCAUAUGAAACCGAAAAAGCUGCGCGAGAGGCUGAACGGCUUGGUCCUGGGGUUUCCUGGCUUCUUUUAUGUUGUCGAGACGCUCAGCUCUGAGUUGGUGAGGAUGUGGGCCGAGUACGGGGGUGACGUGAACGCCACUUACGGGUCGACAAAGCCGUUUCCACUGGUUGCAUAUGUCAUUGCCCUUGGGAGCUCGUAUGCCACCGAUACGACGGCAAUCCUUCGAACGCUUCUUGGCCUGGGGGCGUCUGUGACUGGCAUUCCCAAGGCUUUCCACACUCCUUUGGAGAGGGAUCUGCCUGACGACGGCCCUUCAACUGAUGAGCUUGAGAAUCUGGAGGAUGAAAACAAGAAGUGGUGUACUCCCAAAGUUCGAAGGCGUCUUACGGCCACUCUCAACUCUCGCUUUGAGCAGCGAUACCUUCUUCACCGCGCUGCUGGGCUGAACCGCUUUUCGGGUGCGAAGAGACAGGUCACCAAGCUACACAAGGCCGAAGAUUUGUUGGGCGCUUACUACUUCCUCAUAGGACAAACUGCUGCCAUCACUCAUGUCGUUGAAAAAUUGCUUUAUUAUCUCUCCCUCCCGAUAGAAAAGCCCAUUAUACUUUUGUUCGCUGGACCCAGUGGGCACGGUAAGACGGAGCUGGCACGUCAGCUUGGCAAUCUCAUAUCUUUGGAUCUGCUCACCGUCGAUUGCACCAACAUGCACUCACCAUUUAACCUCUGGGGACCUGUCAAACCAUAUGCCGGCUACAAAGACGGCUCCAAGCUGAAUAACUUCCUUGCAGAACAUAGCGGGAGACGCAGUAUAGUCUUUCUGGACGAAGUCGAGAAGAUGGAUCAGGAUAUCCGAAAUACGCUUCUUCUGCCGUUUGAUGAUGGGACCUCUUCAGAUCUCAGAAAAGAGCUGCCGACGUCGGUCGACUGCAAGAAGACGAUAUGGAUUAUGGCAACAAAUGCGUUUGACGACACGAUUCACGCUUUCUGCAAUACCCACGAGAAGAAUCUUUUUUCCGACGAGCCUGGAAAAGAAGGACAAAGGCUCGUAAAAAAGCUGUCAAGGUCGAUCCGGGAUGAGAGCGCAACGAAAUUUGGUGAACCACUUACCGGUCGUAUCUCUGGCUUUAUCCCUUUCCUCACGUUCUCUCCCUCCGAACAGGCCGCGGUGGCAGACAGGAUUUUAGCCGAAUUCGGCCGCGAUGUGAUCAAGCCAGUCAAGGUUAGCGACGUAGUGAGCAAGUCUCAUAUGGUUGGUGACCUCGACCUCCGAGUCCGGCGUGGGUACUCGGUCUGCAAAGCCCUGGCUACAAACGGAUACGUGCCGAAGCUGGGGGCACGCAGCAUCACAAACACGGUGAGUGACGACGUCAGAAUGCCGGUUGUGAACGAGUAUCUCGAUAGAAGAGAGGAGAUCCGUGAGGACCAGGAGAAGUGUACGUAUGUAGUUGGCGUGGAUGAGGAUGGCGAGAUUGAUGUGUCGGAGUCGCCCAGUGAGGGGACAUUUGGAUCGUCAUGA